AUGACCCUUAAAAGAAAUUAUCCGUCUGAAUUCGUAAAAAGAAAAAAGAAGCAAAGAGUCGAAAAAUUAGUCGAGUGUCAAAGAGGAGCUAUUGAUAAAUUCUUUACAAGUGACAAACAAAUAGAACAAUCGGUUGAAGACUUAAAUAGUGAAGAAUUUGAAACUUUGGUGAAUAAUGAUAAUGAAAAUUUGGUGGAUGAAGAAGGAAAUGGGGAAUUUGGGAGUGCCGAAGCCAAUCAAGAUGAUAAGAUGAAUACGGAAUGUGAGCAUUCAAAUAUAGAUGAUCCAGGGACUUGGAAAAUAAUUGACCAGAAUUUACGAGAUCUUUUAGUCGAAAUAGGUCCCAUGAGAAGAAAUUGUGAGUUCAACUUCCCUAAGGAUGAUUCUUCUAGGCAUAGGCAUUUCUCACCUGUUCAUUACAUUCGGCAUUUACCAGAUGGAGAAAAAUUUGAUAGGGCAUGGCUGAUAUACUCAGAACUUUUGGAUAGAGUAUUUUGCUUUUGUUGUAAGUUGUUUAAGCAAGAGGGAAAUAAGACUCAAUUGGCUACCAAAGGAUUUAAAGACUGGAGAAAUAUUGGUGAGAGACUUAAAGGCCAUGAAAGUGGUAACGAGCACAUUACUUGCAUGAGCAAAUGGAUUGAGUUGGAGGAAAGAUUAGGAAAGCAUCAAACAAUAAAUAAAAGUAUGCAAGAACAAGUUAACAAAGAAAAAGAGCACUUGAGACGGGUUUUAUUGAUGAUAAUUGCAGUUGUAAAGACACUUGCCAAGAAUAAUUUGCCUUUUCGUGGAAGCCAUGAGAAGAUUUAUGAAGAGAGCAAUGGACUUUUUUUAAGCAUAAUUGAAAUGAUUGGCGAGUUUGAUCCAACGAUGGAACAACACUUGCGGCGGAUAGAAAAGGGUGAGAUUCAUUACCAUUAUCUGAGUCAUAAAAUUCAAAAUGAGGUCAUACAAAUGUUAAUCAAACUAGCAAAAUACUUUUCGGUCAUACUUGAUUCAACAUCGGAUAUAAGCCAUCAAGAACAAAUGUCUCUUGUCAUACGAUGUGUGGAUGUUUCAACAAGUCCAAUUAAAGUGAAAGAGUUUUUCUUGGAAUUCUUGAAUGUGGAUGAUACAUCGGGGAUGAGACUUUUUGAUAAACUUCAAGAAGCAUUAGUUAACCUUCAACUUGAUAUUGGUGACUUAAGAGGGCUCGGCUGA
Messenger RNA from Camellia sinensis, 1197 nucleotides. Lineage: Eukaryota; Viridiplantae; Streptophyta; Magnoliopsida; Ericales; Theaceae. The record is from RefSeq and is a predicted model, not a curated record.